GUGAAAAUUGAGAACCAGCAUGAUUUCCAGGACAUUGUAAGUGUGGUAGCCAUGGCCAAAACGUAUGUCACGACAGAAAGUUUUGUGGACUCCAAAUACGACAUCCGAAUCCAGAAAAUAGGCAACAAUUACAAAGCUUACAUGAGGACAUCGAUCUCUGGAAACUGGAAAGCAAACACAGGUUCUGCCAUGUUGGAACAGAUCGCCAUGACUGAGAGCCUCCAUCAUUGAAAUCCCAAAUGUCAGGACCACAUCUUGGACAGUUUUCCCAACCCCGACCACCACCUCAAGGUGGCCCAUGGCAGCCUCAAGGAUCACAGCCCAUACAGCCAGGAGCCCCGCCACAGCAAAGGCUGUCCCCACAGGGUCAGCAACCUCUGAGCCCUCAGUCCACCUCAUCACAGCAGCAGAAGUCACCUGGAUCUCCCCAGCAAACUAGAUCAUCUUCAGGAAGCUCACCAAGUCAGCCUUCCAAAUUAGGCACGUUUCCUGCCCAGCAACCUCGGCCUCCGGCACAAGGAUGGGCUCCUGGCCAAGGAUUCAGUGAACCUUCUAAGCAGCAUCCUCAUCUAAACAAAUCACAAUCCUUGACAAACACCUUCAACAUCUCAGAAUCUUCACAGCGAGGUAUCACAAACGAAGAUGAGGCAAAGGCUGAAACCAUCCGCAACCUGAGAAAGUCAUUUGCUAGCCUGUUUUCUGAUUAGCGUCACAAUCCAACCUUAGAGCAAUUUUGGAUAUUUGGGUCUUCUUUUCUUGCAUAUUCCUCACUCAUUUUAUAGUUCCCUAUACAAAUUUGUGUUUAAAUGUAUCGGUCAUUAUAGUUUCUUGUAUGUAUUCCUAUAUUCAGCAAAGGGGAAAAAAUCAAGAGAGAAUUCAAUCUGCCUCCCUGUGAUCUGGAUCCUAUUGGCGUCUAAACUUAACAGAACUAACAGAAAGCAAAUACAUGUCCAUCAUCACCUACACGCAGAGGUCAUCUCAUGCACAAUCAGGCCUAUAGAAUGCUGCAGUGCAUAUAAACUGCCUUGAACACUUGCUGUGCCAUUUACGGCAGAUGUGCAGAAAAGAGGCAAAUGAGGUGAAACAUAUAAUCAUCUCCCUCAAUGUUCAUUUAUCUUAACUCUUUUUAUCUACUAGCAUGAUUCUUCAUGUCUUUUAUAAGUCAGUUUUAGUUUACUUUUUUAAAAACUCAAUUAUGAAACUACUACUCAGAAAAUGUGUUAUCUGUUACAUCCUCUUCAAAUCCAGAAUUAUUCUUUCUCAAUUCAAUUUUACUGGACUAAAUUAUUUUAAUUCUUAGGUAGCACACAACUGAAGCAUUUUACUUUGGUUGGUUAUACAAUCAGGAUGAAAUCCAUUCUGAUUCCCAGGUGCAAUAGUAUAGAGAGAUCAUUUGGCAUUAAAAUCCUUCGCUUGCUCUGUUACAAUGGUGCAAUUUGCCCAAGACCUAGUAUCAACUGUCCUAUUCCAAAGUAAUAAAUUAAACUAUAAUGGCGUAGGUCUUUACACUGAAGUACCAUGUAUGGAAACGAAUACACAGGUCUUGAACUGUAUCAGCAUGCCAGAAUUCAUAUUUAGAGCUGUGUAUCAUGCAUUUCAGAAAAAGAUAAUUGAAGCAAAGAUCUUUGAUCCCAGCCUCAAAGUUCUCCCCAAUAUCAGUAUCCAAAUUACGCAGUAUACCAUAACAUUUUUAGCCACCCAAGUCAGGAUACAAAUGAAGUGUUAAAAGAGAUGAGGAAAAUAUGAGUUCCGUUGCAAAAAUUUUAGAGAUUUCUCACUUUAAGCAUUGAUAUGAUCCAUCUCCUUUUACUUUUAUCUAUGCAAAACUGAUGCAAAUGGGACAUGGCAUUAUGUGUGCAUUUGCUGUAUAUAGAUUGUACAGCAGGCAUGUCCAACCCGCAUGUGGCCCUAGACAGCUAGUAAUGCAGCCCCACAAGAUUGUAAAUUUUUAACAUUGUGAUUUAUAUACAUUAACUACCGUUUUAUAUGCGGCUCAAGACAAUUCUUCACUCAAUUCAGGCUAGGGAAGCCAAAGGUUGGACACCCAUGCUCUAGAGCCGUGAUGGCAAACCUAUGGCAUGUGUCACAGGUGGCACAGAGCCCUCUCUGUGGACAUGCAAGCCAUC
This is a messenger RNA of Thamnophis sirtalis, 2126 nucleotides long. NCBI's taxonomy places the organism in Eukaryota, Metazoa, Chordata, Lepidosauria, Squamata, Natricidae. The record is from RefSeq and is a predicted model, not a curated record.